AUGUCAAAGUUAAGUUCAACGUCUGCAACAAAUAUUUUAGAUGAUAAGAUUGCAGACUGCAUGCCCAAGAAUGUUGUAUCAACCGAAUCAUCAGAUAUGCCAAAGUUGAGUUCAACGUCUACAACAAAUGUUUUAGAUAAUAAGACACCUCAAUUAUUAUCUAAGAAACGGAAAUCCGCAGUUUUUGUCGCAGACUGCAUGCCCAAGAAUGUUGUAUCAACCGAAUCAUCAAAUAUGUCAAAAUUGAGUUCAACGUCUACAAGUAUUUUAGAUGACAAGCCGACAACAGACUCCAGGCAAACUGGAAUCAAUGUGACAAUCAAACCGGAGGGAUCAAGUAUUAAGAAUAACGUUCCACCUAGAUUAAAAGCUAUAUCAAGAUCCCUACAUCCUUUGUUACGAUCCUUAACCCCAACGACACUUAAAAAAAAAUCCAUCAUGUCCGCAGCAGUCACCACCUCCUCAACCAAUGCUCCCGGCGUUCCAGGAAUGUCAAAUCCCGCAACACAACUCACUAUGGAACAACAACAGCAAAUUGCUGCCCAAGCUCAAUUUGGUGUUGGUGUUCCUCCUGCAGCCCCUCAAGCCUCUGCCUCGCUUUACGUCGCUCUUCGCAAGACCGGUACUGGCAAUAUUUUUAUCAAAAAUCUCGAUAAAUCGAUUGACAACAAAUCCCUUCAUGAUACGUUUAUCGCCUUUGGAAAUAUCUUGAGUUGUAAAGUCGCCAUGGAAGAUGGUGUAUCUAAAGGCUAUGGUUUCGUUCAUUACGAAACGGCUGAGGCUGCCGAAAACGCCAUUAAGCAUGUCAAUGGAAUGUUACUUAACGAUAAGAAAAAAUUAACUUUAAGUAUAACAUUUAGAUACGUUGGUCAUCAUAUUCCUAAAAAAGAACGUCAAUCUAAACUUGAAGAAAUAAAAGCCAAGUUCACAAAUAUUUAUGUUAAAAAUUUGGACACCGAAGUUAAAUUAGAAGAAAUCACAUCUGCUGUUAUUGCCACUGAUGAAGCUGGCAAUUCUAAGGGAUUUGGCUUCGUUAAUUAUGAAAAUCAUGAUGAAGCAGCACGUGCGGUGGGUGAGCUUCACGAUACAGAGUUGAAAGGAAAAAAAUUAUUUGUGGCCCGUGCUCAGAAAAAACAUGAACGUGAAGAAGAAUUACGAAGGCAAUAUGAGCAGGCUAAAAUGGAAAAACUGAACAAAUAUCAAGGAGUCAAUUUGUACAUAAAAAACCUUGAGGAUGACAUUGACGAUGAGAAGUUGCGUCAAGAGUUCUCUGUCUACGGUGUUAUUACAAGCGCAAAGGUGAUGAGAGAUGAGAAAUCGCAAUCUAAGGGGUUUGGUUUCGUUUGCUUCUCAUCUCCUGAUGAAGCUACCAAAGCAGUAACCGAAAUGAAUGGUCGCAUGAUCGGCAAUAAACCCAUUUAUGUUGCUUUGGCUCAAAGAAAGGAUGUACGAAAAUCACAGUUAGAAGCUCAAAUUAAUCAAAGGAACCUAAUCCGUCAGCAGCAAGCGUCAGUUGGAAUGGGUGCCGGUGCCUUUGGAAUGCCCGGUGUGUAUGCUCAUCCAGGUUCAUAUGGAAUGAGGUCUGGCCGCCCAGCUCCUUUUUACGGUCAAGUUAACAUGAUUAAUGCCGUCCCCGGUACGACUCCAAACCUUCGUGCCAAUAAUUUCGGAGGAAUUGUCAAUCGUCCUAAUGGAAGACCACAAAAUAAUCCUCCUCAGAACACUGGCCGCGGAAACCCUAAUGCUAAUCGCAGCAUUAGAAACCAAUAUCAGCAAGCACCUAAACAGCAUAAUCAAUUCAGUCAAAACAGUCGUGUUAGUAAUGGGCAAGGACCAUCUAACACUCGUAAUACCGUUCCCGCCGUGCAAAGUACUUCAGCCUCUAUGGGCUCAGUCUUUGAUAAUCGUAAAAUUAUUGGUGUUUCUCACGAAGCGCAAAAACAA
Molecule: messenger RNA, 1944 nt
Organism: Racocetra fulgida
Lineage: Eukaryota; Fungi; Glomeromycota; Glomeromycetes; Diversisporales; Gigasporaceae
Source: the annotation of a GenBank genome assembly